This is a messenger RNA of Dentiscutata erythropus, 709 nucleotides long. NCBI's taxonomy places the organism in Eukaryota, Fungi, Glomeromycota, Glomeromycetes, Diversisporales, Gigasporaceae. The record is from the annotation of a GenBank genome assembly.
AUGAUUUUAGGUACAAAAGUUAUCAAGAAAAAUGAAUCAAAGAAUAGGGCAUUGAUUUGUAUUGGAGUUCCUGGUUCUGGAAAAUCGACAUUUUCCAAAAGUCUUUGUCAAGCCUAUCCUGAUAAAUGGUAUCGAAUUAACCAAGAUGAUUUAGGAACUCGGCAAUCAUGUGAAGAUCUAUUUAAAGCAAAAUUGAACGAGGGAAUGAAUGUAAUAGUUGACAGGUGUAAUUUUAAUGGAAAUCAAAGGAAAGUAUGGAUCAAAUUAGCGCGGGAUUUCGGUAUACCAGUUGAUGCUAUUGUAAUGGAUACACCUAUGGAGGAAUGCUCAUCCCGCAUUCUUGAAAGACAAAAUCAUCCAACAGAAGUUCAAGGUCAAAAAGGUCUUGAAAUUUUAGCAGACUUUCAACAAUGGAUGGUUUUUCCUAGUUAUGAGGAAGGGUUUGAAAGAAUAAUUAGCAUAAAACCUCAACCUACCCCAGAUUCCUAUAACGAUAAGGUUAUAGAAGAAAUUUUAACCAAAUUAAAUGAGGAGCCGAUUGUAACACACGAUUCAAGGUCGCGAGGUGGUAAUCUUGAAAGUAGGAAUAACCCUAAUAAUCCUUGGAAAAAUACAAAAAUUAAUUCGUCUAAUAAUCCUUGGAAAAUUAAUUCGAUAGAUCAUUCUAAUCGUCAUAGUGAUAAAUAUCAAAAUGAUUUCCCACCGCUUG